Molecule: messenger RNA, 1565 nt
Organism: Pongo pygmaeus (Bornean orangutan)
Lineage: Eukaryota; Metazoa; Chordata; Mammalia; Primates; Hominidae
Product: somatotropin
Exons: 4
Coding region: 555-1547 (330 amino acids)
Biological process (GO): growth hormone receptor signaling pathway; positive regulation of growth; positive regulation of receptor signaling pathway via JAK-STAT
Cellular component (GO): extracellular region
Molecular function (GO): hormone activity; growth hormone receptor binding; growth factor activity
Source: RefSeq, a predicted model, not a curated record
GAAUUCAGGACUGAAUCGUGCUCAGAACCCCCACAAUCUAUUGGCUGUGCUUGGCCCCUUUUCCCAACACACAUAUUCUGCCUGGUGGGUGGAGGUUAAACAUGCGGGGAGGAGGAAAGGAACAGGAUAGAGAGUGGGAUGGGGUCAGUAGGAGUCUCAAGGACUGGCUAUCCUGACAUCCUUCCCCGCGUUCAGGUUGGCCACCAUGGCGUGCUGCCAGAGGGCACCCACCUGACCCUUAAAGAGAGGACAAGUUGGGUGGCGUCUGUGGCUGACACUCUGUGCACAACCCUCACAACGCUGGUGACGGUGGGAAGGGAAAGAUGACAAGCCAGGGGGCAUGAUCCCAGCAUGUGUGGGAGGAGCUUCUAAAUUAUCCAUUAGCACAGGCACGUCAGUGGCCCCAUGCAUAAAUGUACACAGAAACAGGUGGGGGCAACAGCAAGAGAGACGGGGCCAGGGUAUAAAAAGGGCCCACAAGAGACCAGCUCCAGGAUCCCAAGGCCCAACUUCCGGAAACACUCAGGGUCCUGUGGACAGCUCACCUAGCUGCAAUGGCUGCAGGCUCCCGGACGUCCCUGCUCCUGGCUUUUGCCCUGCUCUGCCUGCCCUGGCUUCAAGAGGGCAGUGCCUUCCCAACCAUUCCCUUAUCCAGGCUUUUUGACAACGCUAUGCUCCGCGCCCAUCGCCUGCACCAGCUGGCCUUUGACACCUACCAGGAGUUUGAAGAAGCCUAUAUCCCAAAGGAACAGAAGUAUUCAUUCCUGCAGAACCCCCAGACCUCCCUCUGCUUCUCAGAGUCUAUUCCGACACCCUCCAACAGGGAGGAAACGCAACAGAAAUCCAACCUAGAGCUGCUCCGCAUCUCUCUGCUGCUCAUCCAGUCGUGGCUGGAGCCCGUGCAGUUCCUCAGGAGUGUCUUUGCCAACAGCCUGGUUUAUGGCGCCUCGGACAGCAACGUCUAUGACCUUCUAAAGGACCUAGAGGAAGGCAUCCAAACGCUAAUGGGGGUGAGGGUGGCACCAGGGGUCCCCAAUCCUGGAGCCCCACUGACUUUGAGAGCUGUGUUAGAGAAACACUGCUGCCCUCUUUUUAGCAGUCAGGCCCUGACCCAAGAUAACUCAUCUUAUUCUUCAUUUCCCCUUGUGAAUCCUCCAGGCCUUUCUCUACACCCUGAAGGGGAGGGAGGAAAAUGGAUGAAUGAGAGGGAGGGAACAGUGCCCAAGCGCUUGGCCUUUCCUUCUCUUCCUUCACUUUGCAGAGGCUGGAAGAUGGCAGCCCCCGGACUGGGCAGAUCUUCAAGCAGACCUACAGCAAGUUUGACACAAAUUCACACAACGAUGACGCACUGCUCAAGAACUACGGGCUGCUCUACUGCUUCAGGAAGGACAUGGACAAGGUCGAGACAUUCCUGCGCAUCGUGCAGUGCCGCUCUGUGGAGGGCAGCUGUGGCUUCUAGCUGCCCGGGUGGCAUCCCUGUGACCCCUCCCCAUUGCUACUCCUGGCCCCGGAAGGUGCCACUCCAGUGCCCACCAGCCUUGUCCUAAUAAAAUUAAGUUGCAUCA